This is a messenger RNA of Microbotryum saponariae, 1611 nucleotides long. The record is from the annotation of a GenBank genome assembly. NCBI's taxonomy places the organism in Eukaryota, Fungi, Basidiomycota, Microbotryomycetes, Microbotryales, Microbotryaceae.
AUGACUCGACUCGACCAGCAUAGACUCGUCCUCGGAGUUGGUCUGGUCAUUGAAAGUCUCGAGAAUGCAGGUAGCCAUUUCCCAUGCCCUUUGACACAAGAGCUCGUAGUGAAAAUUGAUCCGGCUUCGACGGACCACGGUUGAACCAACGGGCUGCGGGCGCUAAAUUGGUCGUAGGUCACCACGUGCCUGGGUAAGUGGCCACGAGUUGACUCGACUCGCGGUUGUUGUGCUCUAAGGCUAUUAGAUUCGGCACAUCUUCUGGCUACCUACUGUCUGCUUACAAGAUUCCGAGGGUACCUGGUUCCGUCUCACGACGAUGCUGCCUCAAACACUCCAGCCCCAGUCACAUAUUCCGGCCACAGCGUCCCCACACGCACAGACCGACGAUGAGGAUGCCGCUGCCGCGGAGCGAGCUCUGAUUGAACGAAGAAAGAUGUUGGCGGGAGAAGCGUGAGUCCGACUAUAUGACGCUCUUGCUCCUACGAGUGCUACCUUCAAGACUGCACCGCCCCUUGAGCUUGUCGGUGCGACUGUGUGGGCCGUCAUCAGACUCAACCCCCAUAUUGUUUCCUUGGUCGCAGUUACGAUGCGAUGCAGGACCAGGGUCUCCUCGAAGGUCGGCUCAGAGCUCGUCAUUUGCUACAUGUGGGUGCCUUUCAAAGCCUGCUCACCUAAAGGGCAUGGUUAGCUGAUCGCCCUUUGCACACCCGGUGAACGGACUCCGCUUCUCAUUCCUUGCGCGAAACGAUGGUAAGGCUUACAACCACCACCCUUCGGCGACUUAUGUGAAAGGGAUGGGAGGAAUGGACUACUUUGGUGCGUGUCGCACUUUUGGGUGAUGCCUAUCCGCCGUGUCGUUUUUGACGUCGCCCGUGUCACCUCCCGACAGGCCCCGACUCGCGCUGGUCCAUCUUGGCGGAGCUUUUCCAGGUCCAUACUACCGCUUCUGUGGGAUACGCGCUUUUUUCCGCGUGCCCACGACGUUGCUGACUUUGCUAGCAUCUUCUGAUUAGAUUCCGCUUGAGAAGAUGAAGAAGAUCGCCAUUGAGCCCCCCUUUCUAUUGCGACUAUGGGUGCAAUAUCAAGUUCAAGGGAGAGGUCAGUGGUAUUUCCUCACUCGAGCUCACCAGCGACAAAACACUACACCGCCUCGAAGAGUAUCGCUUAACAUUUUUCGGAUCAACUCUGUCAGUUCUACUCCAACUUUGGCCUUACCGUCCUCGAAUGCGCCGAGGUCACGUUCGGCGACCGAGUGCUCGUCGCUCCGAAUGUGCAGGUUUAUGCCGCGACCCAUUCGGUUGAUGUCGCCGAGCGGCAAGCUGGACUCGAGCGAGCUUACCCCGUGACUGUUGGAGACGACUGCUGGAUCGGUGGGAGCGCCGUUCUCAUUGGGCCUUGCCACAUUGGCAAUGGGUGCACGGUCGCAGCGGGCGCGGUGGUGAGUGUGACCCUUGAAAGAACGGCUCGGGGUGAGUGAGUCUGUUGCCCUGACUUGUUUUCGCGUCUUUGCAGGUCCGAGGGACUUUCCCGGAUAACUGCGUCAUCGGGGGGACGCCUGCUCGUAUCCUGAAAAAACUGGGCCCCCCUUCAGAGCAAACGAAGAAUUAG